Messenger RNA from Spodoptera littoralis (African cotton leafworm), 908 nucleotides. NCBI's taxonomy places the organism in Eukaryota, Metazoa, Arthropoda, Insecta, Lepidoptera, Noctuidae. The record is from the annotation of a GenBank genome assembly.
AUGGUUCCUACAACUUUAAUCGUAGCCAGUUUUUUAAGUUCCUAUGUAAUUAGUGAUUCCUGUGUGACGUACAAUUUUGAAGAUAACUUCAAUGAUAUACUAGGUAGCUACGGCAUAUGUAGCGGCAUGCAUGCAUGGAUUCUUGACGAGUACAGCAACUUGAAUUUAGACAGUCCAGAUGAGCGUAGCACCAAGUUUAUUACACCCAGACGUGCUAGUACUGCAAGUUGUUGGUCAUCGUUCGUAUUUACUGUUGACCCGGAUAGUAAACUGGAACUUAAAAUAUACAUGGAUUCAGAAGACAGUAAUGGUGGUAGCAUAAAUGUUUUCGUCGUCAUAGAUGGUACUGGUACAAUGGUAGGAAUGGAUGCCGUAAACUCUGCUAAUAUAAAAGGGUGGUACACGUGGGAAGUACCAGUGCAUCCUUCAUCUACAACUCAAGUUUAUGUAUCUAUUAUGGGCAUGGCAUCAGCGAGGUCUACAGUUUUGGUUGAUUCAUUUCGCAACAUACCACCUAGUAGCAAUGAAAGUUUAUGCCAAAUUUACGAAUAUCCACCGACAACACCUCAACCGACAACUACUCCUGAACCUACAACUACUCCGGAACCAACAACUACUCCAGAACCAACAACUACUCCUGAACCAACAACUACUCCUGAACCAACAAAAACUACUGCAGAACCAACCACAACACCGCGGCCAACUACCAUAAUCGAAUCAACAGUAACUAGCCCGAAGUCUACGACUGCAAGUGCUUAUGUUAGACCACCUACUGAUGCGGGAGAUAAUACAUCGUUUUGGAACAAAAUAAUCAUUACGUUUAAUAAUAAUAUAAAUGUUAAUAAUUAUUCACAUUUAAAAUAAUUGAUAUAAAAUCCGAAAGUACUUAUUAGUUUUAACAUGUGUUA